Molecule: messenger RNA, 3562 nt
Organism: Fusarium graminearum PH-1
Lineage: Eukaryota; Fungi; Ascomycota; Sordariomycetes; Hypocreales; Nectriaceae
Exons: 2
Coding region: 90-1661 (523 amino acids)
Biological process (GO): dephosphorylation
Molecular function (GO): phosphatase activity
Source: RefSeq, a predicted model, not a curated record
AUCUGUCGAUCAGCGUUCUGAUGUAAACAUCAGCUCUAACACAGAACCAAUUGUCUAACGUCGCUGCUGGACCUUGAUUACUCUUCAUCAUGACAACCCUCGAGCCUCGACCUCCGUACUCACAAGAUGAGAUCAAACAGUUAUACCCACUGCAAUUACGCCUUCAACACGUCCAGAUCCUCCUUCGACAUGGUGAGCGCACUCCGAUCAACGCUCGUUUCGCGUCUGCAGGUCUCGCAGCCUACUGGCCUUAUUGCUCAGCAGCUCGUCGUAUGACCAGCGCCAUUUUGGAUCCUUCUAUGCCCAGCUCCCAACUUGAUUCUGACUCAAAUCCUGGUAUCACUGCUCUCGAGUGGAAGCGACGGAUCGAGAAGAUGGGCCCUGAUGAUUCCCCCAUCAUAGCCACUGGCCAACAUGGCGAGCUCGAUGCCAUUUGCGAAAUGGGUAUGUUGACCGAUCGUGGGCGAGAAACUACCUACAAUCUUGGUCAACGCCUGCGACAUUUAUACGUCAACCAGCUUCGCUUUCUUCCGGAGACCCUCACUACCGACACUGAUACCGCUGCUAUAUACCUUCGAGCGACGCCUAUUCCUCGUGCUCUCGAAUCUCUACAGCAAGCUUUCUACGGCCUUUAUCCUCCAUCUACGCGUGGCUCUUAUCCUGGCAUGCAUCCCCCAACUAUCCUCACACGUUCGCCCGCUCAUGAAACCCUCUUCCCAAACGACGGUAACUGCCGCCGAUUCGCCACUCUUGCUCGCGCUUUUGCUGAACGCUGUGCCGAACGAUGGAAUGACUCCGAAGAGAUGGCAUAUCUAACCAAACGUCUCGGCCGCUGGAUGCCUGAAGAUAACCAACGUGUUGCUGUAAACUCCCGCCCUCGUCUGAGUGGGAUCAUGGAUACUAUCAAUUCCACAAAGGCUCAUGGCCCAGGUACUCGGCUUCCAAAGGAGUUUUAUGAUCCGGAGGUCAAGCGUAUCCUCGAAAAGAUUGGCGUAGAGGAAUGGUACGCUGGCUACAAGGAGAGCGAGGAGUAUCGAACGUUGGGUAUCGGUGCUUUACUCGGUGACGUGGUUUCUCGCAUGGUCGGCAGCGCCGAGCAUUCGACGGCGGAUGGCGAGUAUGAGCUAGCUACAAAUAAGCAAGGCUCGAUCACCAUACAUCCGUCUAUCAAAUUUGCAAUGAGUGGAUGUCAUGAUACUACACUUGCCGCCACACUUGCCAGCCUCGGAGCUUUCAACGAAGAAGCAUGGCCACCAUUCACCAGUCAUGUCGCAAUCGAGCUCUUUCGCCAUAUCGAUGCAGGCACCACGGCUCCCAAACCCGGCAGUGCGCUGUCUUUCGUAGGUUUGGGCAACAAAUCAACACCCGUAGCUGGAAUUCCACCACCAGGCAUUGGACGGAAGAAGAGCUCCGACCUGACCGAGGAGGAAAAAGAGCGACUCAAGGGCUACUACGUCCGUCUUCGCUACAAUGACCGUCCAGUCACAGUCCCUGGCUGCAAAUAUCAAGGCAAGCACCUCGAUGGUGAUGAGUCCUUCUGCACACUGGAAGCUUUCAAGGAAAUCGUGGACAAAUUCGUCCCGACGAAUUGGAGAAACCAGUGUCGUGCCAACAUGAGGGAAUCUGCUUUUCCUUCCAAGCCCGAACCUUCAGGUUACUAAAUGCAUAACAGCGGUGGGGUGAUUCAAGAUACAAAGAUGAUGUGAGCCUUAGAUUAGCCUUAGCGUUGGAGUUUCAGUGCUUUCGUUGCAGACUUAGGCAUUCGGCACAAAACGAAUUACAUAUUCAUGCGCAAGACGUGGCUGUCCUCAAGGAUAAGCUUAAUGUAACAUAUUUGCUAAAAACCCGUAUUGUUCUGUGAUCGUAUAAUCUGCGUUCAAGACUAUAGUGCUUAAACUAACCUAAGACUCCGUAGUAGACAUAAACGCAGGUGAUAUAUCCUCUCAUCCGUCCCAUGCAGAAUCCCAUCUUUGCAAACCGCGUCUCGUCUCAACCAUGAGCGCCCCCAUCUUAUCUAAGAGGGCGUAUUAAUCACGAAUUCUCGUUUCCGCUAACGCUCUCUCCCAACUGAGCAGAACAUAUGGACAACGACUUUCAAAGCAUAAAAAAAAUCAAGAUACACCAAAAGGGUAAAUUAUCAAUAAAAGAAAACAAAGAAUGAAGGUGUGUAAAGCCCAGGCAUCAAAGGAGGACGCCAUAAGCAGCGUCAAUUACAACGUUUAAGCAAGUGUUUUUUCGUCCAAUUUCGCAUGUGAUGAAAACAUAAAAAUGCACAAGCGUCAUUAGUUGGCAACCUCCUCUUCAACCCAUCCGUUCAGGCCUCCUUGAAUGGCAAGGCCGAAUCCUGACCCCAUGCCACCAUAGCUAGCUUGGUAGUGAUGGCCUCGUCGCUCAUUCUCAGCGGGCAUGCCGUUGGAGUUGCCACCAUUCUCGAAUCCAGGAGCAAGUACGGGGAGACUGACAGCCCUGCUGUGCUGGCCACGACCAGGGGCCAAGAGGCCACCGAUAGUGGUUGAACCGGGAGCCGCGCUGUUGGCUGGGUAGCCGUUUGAGAUGCUUGCUGACUGGCCGUGACCGGAAACGGGAACUUGCUGAGACAUGGCGAGAUCGAGGUCGCUAGGCGAGGGCUGUGCUGUGCCGAACAAAGCAUUCUGCUGAGCAGCGAUUUGUUGCUGCUGGUGAUGCUGCUGUUGCUGAGCUUGGUGGGACACUUGGCUCAGGUACAUCGUCAGAGGGUUGCUGUUGGCAUUGAAGAGAGCAGCUGACUGCUGAGGUGUGUUGCCGUUGGUAGGAGAGCCGCUGUUCUGGGAUCCGUUAGGCGGGGGGGAAGAGACACCGUCCCCUCGAGGUGACUGAGCCUGCUGCAUUUGGCGAGGGGGGUUACCGCAGCGGUCCUUGCCAAAGUUGACCUUGAACUUCCUGUAAUCUUCCCGACCCCGAAUAGCCUCGAUAGCCUUGAUAGCGUUGGCAAUGUUGGUGAAGUUGACGAAAGCACAGCUCUUUUCGCGCAAGGUGUUGACAAGUUCAAUCUCGCCAUACUCGGAGAAGUCCUGUCGCAGUCGCUCCUCAGUCCAGGUCUCAUCGAGAUUACCGAUGUAGACGUUUCGGGAAGCACCUCCGCUGACAGCCAGGGCAAUGGCUGGGGGAAGAGCUCCAGAAUGCUUGCCCCAGCCAAUCUUGAGACGUCGGUUGUGGAUCAUAAGACCUUGGAUGUUGCUGAGGGCGUAGAAAGAUGCAGCUGCGGUAGGGUCGAUGAAGGUAACAAAACAGAUAUGCUUGUCGGGGAUGUAACGGAUGUGAUGAAGAAGUCCGCCACGGACAACAUUACAAAUCUCCUCAAUCGUCGUCUCGGGGUGGAUGUUGCCCAGGUAGAUGGUUCGGUUACCGAGGUUGUUAAUACCACCAGCAGUCGUGGCGACAGCAGCGGCAGCAACAGACUGUUGAGCAAGGGCGUUCGAGAUCAAGUCGCGAUCAGCACCUGUCAGCAUGUGGGCGUACCCAGGAGCAAUACCCAAGUACUGAGCAGCGUUUUGUUGCUGCGUCUUGGAGACAUAGGCACAGC